AUGCACCUGCUUCAGUCUGCAUCAUGGUUCACAAGAUGCACCUGUCACAGACCCUGUCCAUACUGCUUCUCUGCCUCCCACUCCCAGCCCGUUUGGUCAAGUACAUUAACCUUGUCAAUUUUGUUCCUCUUGUCUUCUGCAGUGUUGCAAGACAGAGCGGUGUGGCAGUUCAGGGCCAUGAUCUUGUGCACCAUGCCUGACAGUUUUCCCAUUCUGGAUUACACAGACUAUGGUUGCUACUGUGGCCUCGGGGGCUCUGGAGAACCAGUGGAUGAGCUUGACAGGUGUUGCCAGAUUCAUGAUCAGUGCUACAGUGACGCCAUGCAGCACAAGGACUGCUGGCCCAUUUUGGAUAACCCCUACACACAUAAGUACCACUACAGUUGCGACAAAACCACCAAAACUCUCACCUGUUUGAAGAAAAACGGCCCCUGUGAGCAGUUCAUCUGUGAGUGUGAUAGGAAGGCAGCCAUAUGUUUUGCUGGAGCUGGAUAUAAUGAAGAGAACGCGCAUCUCCCCAGUGACCGCUGCAAAUGA
Molecule: messenger RNA, 537 nt
Organism: Periophthalmus magnuspinnatus
Lineage: Eukaryota; Metazoa; Chordata; Actinopteri; Gobiiformes; Gobiidae
Product: phospholipase A2, minor isoenzyme-like
Exons: 4
Coding region: 1-537 (178 amino acids)
Biological process (GO): lipid catabolic process; arachidonate secretion; phospholipid metabolic process
Molecular function (GO): phospholipid binding; calcium ion binding
Source: RefSeq, a predicted model, not a curated record